GUAUUUUCUCUCUUCUCUGCUUUUUCUGCUUCUUGCCAUCACCAACCUACUGAUGUCAUUGGCAAGAUUUCACCAUAAAACCUCCAUUGUAGACGUAUGUCCACUAUUGCUGAGAUUGGGUGGUGAACAAUAUCAAAUAUCAGCGAGAUCAAGUAUCAGCGAGAUCAAGUAUCAGCGAGAUCAAGUAUCAGCGAUUGGUGUGUGCGACUGAUUAUUAUCACAUUCCACUCCUCACAAGCACACAAAUAGCCAGUGAAUAGAAGGCUCGAGGACCUCAGAGUCAGUCAACAAAUUGUGUAGAAUCGAUGU
This is a messenger RNA of Ascoidea rubescens DSM 1968, 309 nucleotides long. RefSeq lists its product as uncharacterized. The transcript has a single exon. The record is from RefSeq and is a predicted model, not a curated record. The coding region runs from base 53 to 211 and encodes 52 amino acids. Lineage: Eukaryota; Fungi; Ascomycota; Saccharomycetes; Ascoideales; Ascoideaceae.